ACAUUUUGUUUGUUUGAUUCGAGUGAAAAUUGGAGAGCAAUUUGUAAAUAAAUACAAAUCAUAAAAUAAUAAAAUUAUGGAAAUAAACAUAACUUGGAAUAUAUGCCGUGUGUGUCUCAUAGAAGAUAGUAAAAUAAGCAGUGAUAAAAAUGGACAGCUAAAGCCUCUCUUUGAAGAGGGAAACAAACUUGCAGCAAACAUUUACCAAUUCUCCGGCGUUGUGAUGAAACUCAACGAUGGUCUUCCGGAUAAAAUUUGUCUCAAAUGCAUCAAGAUACUUAAAUAUGCAGUGUAUUUUCGCACAACUUGUCGACAAUCCGAUAGGAACCUGCAGUCAAUAAUACAACGUACCAAAGCGGCUAGUAAUAUGUUUAGGCAGGAACAUCGCAAGGAUAUUUUAGAAGAGGAAUUGCCAGAUGACAAUUUUUAUUGCGACGACGAUAAUGAGGAUAUGGACAUAUCAGCAUUAAAUGAUAGCGACGAUGGUGUAUCUUUAGACCAUAAAACGGAGGAAGAGCACAUAGAACAACGGAGCCCUAAACAAAGCAGGAAUCAUAAUAUGGAUCAAAAAACAAUUAAGGCUGGAGAAAAAAAAUUGCCAUCAGAGUCUCAAGUAGCUACAAGAACUACAAAGAAUGUAAAUGAAGCCAUAAUUGAGCAUGAAGAGGGAUUGGUUCUAGAAUUAGUUGGCGAUAACAUAAAUGAAGAUUUGGAACAUAAGAAUUCCCAAAAUUAUGUAAAAACUCCAGCUGAAGAUGUUGCUAACAACCAAGAGGCAGAAGGAAAUUUUAAGCCAGGGCAUACAAACAAGUCCGAAUUGGAGAUGUACAAUGACCAAAUUAACUUACCAUCUUCUUCCUCCACAAAUUUAGUAGAACAUAUGCUAGAAGAAACGGAAACUUUCAGUAUUGACGAUGACGAUACAAAUGAGAAUUUCAUAGAGCAUACGGCAACAGAGAGCACUGCGGGUACAAAUAUUAAGCAACAGAUUGAUGAAAAUGAUGAGCUUUACUACAUCAUAAAUACUAUUAAGCAAAAUCGUAAUGAAGACGAACAGCAUACAGAAAGUCCUAAAGAGUCCUAUAAUGAAGAUGAUGUAGAUUACCUACCAAUGGACGAAGAACAGCAAGAUAAAAAACAUCAUAUGGAUGAGGAAGAGGAUGACUAUGAACACAACGACGAAGAGUUUGAUGACAAUCAAAGUUAUGUUACCUCAACUGUGGUAACGAAGGAAGAAAUAGAUUUGGAGGACGGCAAUUCCAACAUUUCUAACAAUAGAGACACUGAAUAUAUAAUCGAUGACUUUGUUAUAGAUGAGCGUAGCACCACCAGCCAGCAUAGUAACAAUAGUCCACUACACAACACAGCCAUGGGCAUAUCAAUGAAAAGUUCUAAAUUACAGCAACAAAUGGCAAAUGACAUAAGACAUGAGAAACGCUUAGUUCGAAAAUUAAGUAAUUUAUCUAGUACUAGGAAACCUUUACCAAACAUCAUAUCACAAAGUGUUUGUUGUGAACUCUGUGGCAAUAGUUUUAGCAAUCGUCAUCUUAUGAAUAAACAUAUGAAGAUUCAUAGGCAGGAAAAAUCACACGAAUGCGAAAUCUGUUUGAAACGUUUUAUAACGGCCUGCAAUCUUCAAGCUCACAUGCGUAUCCACACAGGUGAAAAACCUUUCGAAUGUAAAUUUUGUGGUAGACGUUUCACAGAUCGCAGUACACAAAUUCGACACGAGAGAAUUCAUACAAAUGAGAAGCCUUUUACUUGCGAUAAUUGUGGAAAAUCUUUUGGUUUGGCCACCUCCCUGCAUGCACACAUGAGAGUUCACACAGGCGAAAGACCAUAUAGAUGUGAACCUUGUGCCAAAUCCUUUAAAUUAGCUCAUCAGUUAAAAGCCCAUCAAAAUACCAGCCUACACAAAACAGUGGAGCAAGUUCAUCACACGUACAUAGAGACAUAAUAAAAUAUUUUGGUUUUUU
Messenger RNA from Stomoxys calcitrans (stable fly), 1976 nucleotides. RefSeq names its product zinc finger protein 510. The record is from RefSeq and is a predicted model, not a curated record. The coding region runs from base 77 to 1957 and encodes 626 amino acids. NCBI's taxonomy places the organism in Eukaryota, Metazoa, Arthropoda, Insecta, Diptera, Muscidae. Gene Ontology annotation, cellular component: nucleus. The transcript is spliced from 5 exons. Gene Ontology annotation, molecular function: zinc ion binding.